CUAAUCUAGAUCUAAAUUAGUUUGACAUCGACGAGGACUUCCACAUUUUCAAGUUUGUUUUGAAAGUUAUUUUGCAUCACUCUUCUGUAUCCAAAAACCAAGAACUUGAAUAGAAUGCUCCCUCUCUAUGAUUAAAGUUUUGUUUCUGGCCUUAGGAACAUUUUUGUUUCAAAAUGGCGGCCGCGGGAGGAAAAUAUGAUCUGACAUGUUUUGAAGAUUUCUGAUCAACAGAAUGCUGAUGUGUAUGGUCCUGAAAUUCCAAACUCAGUGCUAAUCCUGCUUGAUUUGGAAAAUUUAUGACUUUUUGCCCAAAUAAUAAGCAACUAUGUCUGUGAAAAGUUUAGAUGAGCUUGUGAACGUGACAGGUAAUGCUGUGAUGUCUUUAGACAGGUCAGGCUCCAGUAGUGGCGUUUCUGAGAAAAUACUUACCCAGUUUGUUGGCUCUGCUGGAAGCCCAUUUGAGUCUCCAAGGAGCCAGAGUUCUCAUAAAAGCUCCCAGAAAGAAUUUAAAAGUAAGGACAGUGGCAUUGAAAAGUCUGGUUCAAAGGUCACUGAAGUUGAGAAAAAAACAGCACAGACAUCAAUGGAAAAUGAUAAUCACGAUACCUCUGAAGAUGUUACUGAAAAUGAUAUCCAGAAUUCACGUGAAAAUGCUACCGUUAUUGAAAUAACACCAAUGCCACAGGGUGACAGGUUUUUCCCAUCGCAUCAAAGCUUUCCAAGAGGUCUUGAAUCUCAUGCCAAAAAAGGAAGUGAUGACACUGGUAAACAAGAUUCAAACCACUCUCAGGAAAUAGAUUGUGCAAAGUCACAUUCUGACAUCAUUGUUGAUGAUUUGGAUAGCAAAAAGAAUCAAACAAGGUUCAUGAGUCAGCAAAGACACAUCCGCAUAGAGAGACAUGGCGAAUUUACAAGCUCAUUUCAACAUGCAAACUCAAAAGCGAGUCAAGAAGCUUCUUCUGGUGGCAAAAAUUUCGUAGAAGAAGACAGGUUUUCUGCCAGUGAUGAACAGCCAGAGAUCAUUGAUGUACAUGAGCAAGUUGUGAUGACCUCAGGGAUGUCUGAGACAUCGGAGAAUGAUUCCACUGAAAAUGUGAUAGACACAGUAAUUGAAGCAAAUCAUCCUUUAGCAAGGGGGUCAGAAGAGAGGAUGGACACUAUUUUCAAGGCUCACAGUGCUCAUGGCUUAAAACAAGGGGCACUGAGUAGAGGCUCUGUGGAUCCCACAAAAGCUAGAGUCUUUGAUGAUGUCUACAUUUCCCAGUUUGGACUGUCAGACAGGCAAAGGGAUCUCAAAGAAGCUCUUGGAAAGAGGUCACAAAACAGUAAACCGAGGAAAAAGAUUGUACAGCCCCACAUAGUAGGGAGUCAGACUGGCAGUGAAACAGACAGUGACUUUGGAAUGGACCAAGUGACUGCUAGAACACGGGGUGCUGUGGAUGAAACUGCUGCAACUGCUGCUGUUGCUGCUUCAGCUGCUGUAGCAGCCACUCAGCCAUUCAUUAAGGCUCAGCAAGAGCUGGAGUCACGCAUGCAGCAGUUGUUGAGUCAGCUUGGAGGGCUUCAGGAACAGAAAGAUCUGAGUGCCCCCGCAGGGCUGAGUAGUGGUGGAGGAGACAGUCGGGUUGACGAUCUUGAGCGACAAGUGAAAGAACUCAAUGAAAGACGGCUGGAGCAUCUGGAAACCCUACAGCAACAGCAGCUGCAAAUGCAGGCUCAGUUGCUGAUGAUGUCCCGGUCGAAGAGCCCGAGUGACCGAAUGAUGGGUCAGUCACGCCGCCAGGUGUCACCCUCCAGACAGUUCCAGUCAAGCCGCAUACCACAGGCUGUGACAAAACGCAACAACGGCGUUUCUUUGGCCCAACAACAACCAGCACUUGCCGACCCAGACGUUCUGUUCCCCUACAAAUCAACGGUGACUCCCGCCAGCAAGCAGCAGCAGCCUCUGAUGUACAGCCGAGACCUGAUGGAAAAGCAGCGCAGUUAUCUUAACGAGGUUCGAGAGUUACAGGGGUCGCACCUGGACACGCCGGCGCCGAGACAAAAAGUACCGACACCAACGCCGUAUUUUCUUCCGGAGAACACGAGGAACAACCUGGGGUUUCUGGAGGAGCUCUUGGCCCACAAGCGCACACCCGAGAGAGACACCACCUUCAGCGUCAAGGGAGGCUACACUCCACCUUCUAAGCUGGAAAGAGACAU
Molecule: messenger RNA, 2202 nt
Organism: Aplysia californica (California sea hare)
Lineage: Eukaryota; Metazoa; Mollusca; Gastropoda; Aplysiida; Aplysiidae
Product: TALPID3 protein
Biological process (GO): smoothened signaling pathway
Cellular component (GO): ciliary basal body; centriole
Source: RefSeq, a predicted model, not a curated record